AUGAAGAGGACCUACACUCUACCACAGGCUUUUGACCUCAUUUUGAGCCCUGUGGAGGAGAGAUAUGAGGAAGAACCUUCAGUAGAAGAGGAGGGAGUGUCAGAGGAAGAGAACAUCACUGAAAAUGAUGAAGACUUUGCUCCAACUGAUGAGGAGGAAUCAAUGACCGACGGCGUAUGUUGGAUGCAGAGAGGGAAAGGAUCCCCCAAGGGCCAACAAGUAAAGAGGCUACGUCCAGCCUAUGGCAUACGCAGUCUGGGAGGGCUUUCGGGCGACCAUGCCACUGAAGACAUUCCACAUCAUCUCAAGUUGGAUGAGCGCCUGGUCCCAUUCAGAGGUCGAUGCGGAUUCAAGCAAUAUAUGCAGAGUAAACCUGGCAAGUACGGCAUCAAAAUCUGGGUUGCCUGUGAUGCCCAGACCAGCUACGCCUGGAACAUGCAAAUGUACACAGGCAAACCUGUGGACGGCCAGCCAGAGAAAAAUCAGGGUUCUCGAGUUAGCACCACAGAGGACAAAAAGCACCAGAUCAUCCUUGAUUAUAACAAGAACAAAGGGGGAGUCAACAACCUUGACAAGGUCACCAGCGUAUACAGCUGUAAACGGAUGACAGCCCAUUGGCCCCUGACGGUAUUCUACAACAUGCUUGAUGUGUCUGCAUACAACUCCUUGGUGCUGUGGAGAGAGAUGGACCCAAGCUGGAAUCAGGGGAAAUGCCACAAGAGGAGGCUGUUCCUUGAGGAACUCGGAAGAGAACUUGUGACACCUCUCAUGAGACGACGCCAGGCACUGCCAGCGUCUGCCAGCUUGGUCAUGGAAGUCCAGCAGGAUGCAUUGACCUCUGCAGCUUCUCCCCCUCACCCAACUGCUCCUCUGCACCAAUCACCCAAAAGGAAGAGGUGCCAGUUCUGCAUGAGUGACAACAAAACCAGCACCAGGUUUUCUGAUGAGUUCAGUCUUCUGCUGGAGUUACGCAGCUCUCAGAAGGAGGAGAGCAGUGUGGUGACCCUGUUAAACUCCUAUCAUCACAUCCACCUGCAGCUUCGCCUCGGCCCACGUUCACUCACCUUCAUCUCCACCCAGCAUAGAGAGUAUGAUAACGACGGCCAAGCCCUCAUCUGUCCUCCCUCAAUCAAAUAUAGGUUCCCAGUGGAGUCUCUGUGUGAUGGUCAGUGGCACCAGCUAUCACUGAGUGUCUCCCCACUUUGGCUGGAGGUGUAUGUGGACUGUUCUCUGGUGGAGAGGGUGAACUGGGCCUAUCCUUGGCAGGGUAUCUCCACUGAUGGCCUGCUGAUGAUCGGAGGCAGCCUGGAGGACAUGGAGACACCCUUUGAAGGUGCUGUGAGACAAAUGACAUUUGUGAUGGGGGAUCCAGACGCUGCCAGAGACCACUGUACUCUCCAUCAGCCUGUCUGCAACCAACCAGCCCCAAGUGCACUCUGGGACGUGGACUCCGGCACGGGGCCUCAUGAGUCGUCUAACAGUGCAGAGGAGUCAGCAGAUAAGGAGUCCAUACAUCUGGUGGAUCAUCUGUUGGAGAGAAAGCCUCUUGACUCCACUCAUCAAGAUGCUGCUGACCAAAGCCAAGGCUUUGAUGAACCUCACAUUGUGUUGGCAGCUAACGAUAAAGACAGAAGAGUUCAUGGGGCUGAAUCCUCUCCAAGCAGACAAGCGUUAGAUGAAAAUAUCAUCCAGGAAAGUGCAGCGGACACAGACUUAUAUAGUGUAGUUAGCUUAACCUCAUCUGAUUCUUUAGUGAAGUACAGGAACAGCCAUUACCCUCCUUUAAGAAUCAGUGAGGCACGGCGGCAUUCCAGUCUGCAGCAUGAGGAGUCUUUGUCAUCUGGACCCACCACUGGAACAGGAAAGAUCAUCUAUGGAUCUGACCAGAGAAUCUACAGAAUCCACGAAGGUCCCUCUGGCCCGGUCGGACCACAGGGAAGAAGAGGAUCUCAAGGUAUUCCAGGCCUGGAUGGUAGGAGAGGGGAUCCAGGGCCUCCAGGACCUCCAGGACUUCCCGCUCUUUACCUAUGGAGGAGCUCUGAGGACGACUGGACAGCUUUUAGGACCCAAGGAACGAGCAGGGUCGAGCUGGCUGUCAAAGGCCUCAGUGUUGCAGCUCUCUCUGAGUACACCAAAGGCUCUGACUGCUCCUUCCACAGAGACACAUGGGUGAAAUGGGAAAACCUGGCCCUCCAGGUAUUCCUGGAGACCCAGGGAACAGAGGAAUGCCAGGACAGACAGGAACCAUGGGUUACCCUGGGCCAAAGGGCGUCGCUGGCAAGACAGGGAGGUUGGGCAGGAAUGGCAAUCAAGGAGAGAAUGGGUGCUCUGGGCCACCAGGACUACCUGGGCUCCGGGGUCCCAGAGGUUUUAAAGGAGAAGGGGCUUUACCAGGGGAGAAAGGGGAUGAGGGUUUCAGUGGUGAGCCUGGACCAUGUGGAGACAGAGGGCGAGCUGGGGAAAAGGGAUCUAAAGGGGAACCAGGAGAAGAUGGGCCCACUGGACCUCCUGGGCUUCAAGGUCCAGCUGGUCCACGAGGUCGGACCGUCAGGAUUAGCAGGAGAGACAGGCUCACCUGGACCUCGAGGGACUCAGGGUCAACCAGGCAGCGAUGGCCCUUCUGGUCCUAAGGGGGAAAUGGGUGAAGUAGGACCUAUGGGGAUAAAAGGAUUGCCCGGCAUUGAAGGGCCCAUGGGGAUGAGUGGAAGUCCUGGUCCAAAAGGAUUUCCAGGUGGCACAGGUUUCAGAGGACUGGAUGGUGACAGUGGAGAGGCUGGACCAAAAGGAGACAGAGGCCUUAAAGGGGUUGCAGGAAUCCAGGGUCGUCAGGGAGAGAGGGGUGAACGUGGCAUCUCAGGCCCUCCAGGGGUGAGAGGUCAACCUGGGCCCCGAGGAAAAGAGGGCGAGGACGGGGAGGCCGGUCCCCAGGGAGUAGUUGGGGAACAGGGGCCAAAGGGCGACAGAGGCACCCCAGGACAAAAGGGGAAGUUAGGACUCAAAGGACAAAGGGGUCGCCCAGGGCUCCCUGCUCCGUUUGGUCUCCCUGGUAUGCUGGGUUUCAGAGGCCGAGUUGGGACUGAGGGAGCAGAAGGAAAGCCUGGUACACAGGGUGUUCCUGGUUCUGCUGGCCCUCCUGGCCCUAAAGGAGACAGAGGGCUUCCAGGUGUGGCUGGUGAUCCAGGGUGGACAGGUUCUCCAGGAGCUGCAGUUCCAGGAAAGCCAGGUGAAAAUGGAAUACCUGGACCGACUGGGCAGAGGGGCUUCACAGGGAAACCAGGGUUGAUGGGCCCCCAGGGUCCAGUGGGCAUGUAUGGUCACCCAGGAGCAGUGGGUCUGACUGGGAGACCAGGUCCCAUGGGACAGAGGGGAGAUGCUGGUGUCAGAGGCCGCCCUGGUAACCCAGGAAAGACUGGACCUCCAGGUCUGCAGGGCAUUCCUGGUGUGAGAGGGCCUCUGGGACCACAGGGCUUCCAAGGAGAGUUUGGGCCCAAAGGCUUUCAUGGACUGCCAGGCCCUCCAGGCCAACCAGGACCAGAAGGCAGCAUGGGAAGCCCUGGUCCUCCAGGAAGCCAGGGGCCACAAGGGCCAGCAGGGCCAGUUGGACCUAGAGGGUUUCCAGGAAAACCAGGAAUUGUUGGAUUGAUGGGUCAGGCUGGAGAGAAAGGAGAGCAGGGUGCAGUGGGUCCUGUGGGUGAUGUUGGUGCACCAGGUCUGGACGGGCAGCAGGGUCCUCCAGGACCAGCUGGUGAAGAAGGGAUUCCUGGAACAAAGGGUGACCAGGGAGCUCCGGGCCCCCAGGGACCACCAGGGCCCAAGAGACCAAAGGGCGAGCCAGGACCUCAGGGCUCCCAGGGGCUGCAGGGUGAACCUGGCCCGCAAGGCAAAGAGGGAGAUGUUGGAGGCCCUGGUGUUCCUGGGGAUCCAGGUGCCAAAGGAGCAAAGGGUCAAGGCGGUCUGAGGGGGGAGGUUGGACCAUCAGGCUUCUUAGGGCUACAGGGAGACACAGGUCCUGCUGGUUUGACAGGGGAGCCAGGAACUCCAGGUCCUAAGGGGGUGGCAGGAAGUCCAGGUGUGAAAGGUGACAUGGGAAAGCCUGGUCCACUGGGUCCUGCAGGAGUCACAGGAAGUUCAGGUGGUCCUGGUCCAAAGGGCUUUCCUGGACCUGAAGGGUUGAGAGGAGAACCUGGACAGAAAGGGGGACCUGGAGAGGGUCCUGAUGGCCUGCCAGGAAAUAAAGGACCUCCAGGACUACCAGGACCAGAGGGUAUUGAGGGUGAGAUGGGUCUUCAGGGCUCUAUUGGCCCUCCAGGACCUCAGGGAGAGCCUGGAGAUGCAGGACCACAUGGCCCUCCUGGUCGUGAAGGGUUAAAGGGAAUGCAGGGCUCCACUGGAGAGCCAGGAAGAGCUGGUCAGAAGGGAGAGCAGGGAAAUAUCGGCCUACCAGGUAGACGAGGUUCUCCGGGCCUGCCUGGGCUGCCUGGUUUGUUUGGGCAGAAGGGCCUGAAAGGAUUUGCUGGACCACCAGGCCCUGUUGGGGAGAAAGGCUUACCUGGUCCACCUGGCUUACCUGGACCCCCAGGGACCUCCCUGAACCUCACUCUGACUCAACUAAAGGAGCUCAUGUACAUGUCAGACAAGCCCAACUCCGUCCUGGUGCAGGCUCUGUUGGACUCCCUUCAGAGAGACCUUCGCUGGUACGUCAACCCACCAGAUGGCAGCAAACAACACCCAGCUACUACGUGUCUGGAGCUGUGGCUCGCUCACCCCAACUUCACUAACGGGAUGUAUUACAUUGAUCCUAACCAGGGCAGCCCAGCUGAUGCUUUUCAAGUGUACUGUGACUUCACAGCAGAACCAAAGACCUGCCUGUCUCCACUGCAGCCUCAGGUUCCAAUAAAAGCUUGGCUGAAGGAUUCUGGCACGAAUAUGUCGUUUCACUGGUUGAGCACGGUGGAAAAAGGCUUCCAGUUUGAGUAUCCAGGUGGAACAGAUGUGGUGCAGAUGAGGUUUCUGCGACUGAACAGCAGAUUCUCCACUCAGACCAUCACAUACUCCUGCCAGCCAGGAUAUAGACAGAGCCGCAGAGAGAGGGAAGUCAAGUUCCUGGCUGACACUCGGAGGCAGAGUUACCUGGCGGCGCUGCAAGACUGUGUGAUGUCGGAGAAGCUGGAGUCAGGAGAACAGAAAUCAUCAGUUUUUCAGUUUGAAAGUGAAGAUCUCCAGCUGCUGCCUCUCAGGGACCUGGCAGUGUUCGGAAACAACCAACUAACCUGGGAGUUUGGCUUCACCAUAGGACCAGCAUGCUUCAGCUAG
Toxotes jaculatrix (banded archerfish) is the source of this 5313-nucleotide messenger RNA. Its product is annotated as collagen alpha-1(III) chain-like. NCBI's taxonomy places the organism in Eukaryota, Metazoa, Chordata, Actinopteri, Toxotidae. The transcript has 61 exons. Gene Ontology annotation, molecular function: extracellular matrix structural constituent. The record is from RefSeq and is a predicted model, not a curated record. Bases 1 to 5313 code for a protein of 1770 amino acids.